CAAGUGGCAACAAAACGCGUCAGAUAAUUGAGAGUAUUCAUAUGGGAACUAACAUCUGUGCUCACUGUUGUUACAUCUAAAGAUGCCCCCCGAUGAGGCGGUGAUGUUUUUGGCAGCCCACUGACGGAACUCCGACAUCACUGAUUGAUUGAAUGAGUGCACUAGUCUGUCGGUAGUGGUACUAUAACGUGAACAAACAACAGAGAUAAAUGGCGAGGACGGGACUUACUGUCUAUGACUGUGAACGCCAAAGACUCAACACGAAGUUGCAUUAGCCGAAGCGAUCUGCUGCCACAAGCUAGCACCAAAGACUACUAGCUAGCAUCUCGUUGAGCUAGCCAGUAGGUAAGAUUAGCCGGGUAGCUAAUGUUAGCUGAAAAGUCUAUUUUUAGUGGACCUUUGUGCCGUCGGUAGGAACAUCGUUAGGCGAUUAGUUUUGACAACUUAAUCCGAGAGGAUUGUGUGUAUCCUAUGAUCUCGCAGCGCUAGUUGUCUGUACCAAAAUGUCCACCACUUCGUUGGAUAAAGAAUUACAGGAGCGACUGAGAGAGGCGUCUGCCAUCGGGGAUAUCGACGAAGUGCGGACAUUGGUGGAGAGUGGAGUAAACGUGAAUUCACAGAAUGAAAUAAAUGGCUGGACGUGCCUGCACUGGGCAUGCAAGAGGAACCAUAAGCACAUAGUGUCCUACUUACUCAGUUAUGGAGCAGAUAAAGAAAUCCUCACGGCUAAGGAUGAGUUGGCCUCACAACUUACAUCCAAACCAGAGAUCAAACGGCUUUUAGGAGUUGAAGUGGAGGAAGUUCCUGAAGUCAAGGAGCCUGAGUUACCAAUCAUCCCAAACUACCUGUCUAACCCGGCCUUCAUGUAUUCCAAGAUGGAUAACAGGUCAGAGAUCAUCCUGGCACAGCACCUUACACAGAAUGGUUCUGGAGAACACGCUGAGGAUACGCACAGCGAUUCACCCUCCCUUUCACCGACUCAUGAGCCUCAGAAGUCCCAGAGCCUGCUCUCUGACGGCCCCUCUCCUCCCCCAAACCCUACCACUGACAGCCAAGCCCAGGCUGGGGAAUUCAUUCCUGUGACUGAGCAAAAUGGUGUGUCGCCCGGCCCGGCCUCAUCCCACAAUCACGCCGUUGUUAACUGCACAGUGCCCAUGGACCUGUCAGUUGAGCCGCACUUUGUCAACCAUGCCGACUACCCGCAUGCGGUGGCGCAUAAAGGCACCGUGUGCUCGCCUCCGUUGGCCUCACCCAGCCCCAGCUUGGCCAGCAGCAGUGGGAGCCAGGUCCAGGCCCCGGUGGCCGGCGCUAACCCAACCAUGAGCAGGCAGCAGUCUAUCCCACAGCAGCUGAGCUACGGCCAGGCUGGUGGGCCCAUGCCAGCCUUCCAGCCUUUCUUCUUCACCAGCACCUUCCCUGUCAACGUGCAAGAGUUGGUGCUGAAGGUGCGUAUCCAGAACCCCAACGCUCGGGAGAACGACUUCAUUGAAGUGGAGCUGGACCGCCAGGAGCUUACCUAUCGUUCCCUUCUGAGGGUCUGUUGCCGCGAGUUGGAUAUCAGCACUGAGCACGUGGAGAAGAUCCGCAAGCUGCCGAACACCAUGUUGAGAAAGGACAAGGACGUUGCUCGGCUGCAGGACUUUCAGGAGCUUGAGGUUGUGUUGGAGAAAGCAGAGGGCUUGUCCCUGUUCUCUGGGACUGGGGGCCUAACAGACAGACCCUGCUACAACAUGAAGGCCUCCCGCCUCACCUACUAGAGCUACCGCGGAGCCUGAGGUCUCCCCGCUUAUGAUGGGCUUCUGUAGCUACCCUCAAGCAACCAUAACUAGUUGCCCGCCCAGGUUCCCAAUUACAGCUUUGUCCGGCUUUGGUGUUUCGCCAAUUUCCUAACUGGGAUAUGUUUUUUUUUUUUUUUUUUUCAAGUUCUGUAGCUCUUGUCCUCCUCCUGUCCUGCUCUGUCCCUCCUGCCGCUUUAGUGUACCCAACCAGUUGUAAGCGAUUACUGAUGCAUGGUGUCCUCGAUUAUGUGCAAAAGUAUUUGGGCCCCUUUCUCCUCUCUUUAUCUCUUUCUCUCCUCCCACUGCACUUUGUGCCAAGGCUCCAGUGGGACAAAAGAGGGAGACAUUGGCUUGUCUUCCAUAUGGACUGGACUUAAUGGGAUCCUGUAAUAGCCUUAUUUGGACACAUCCCUAUCCUGGCUGUGGACUAUGGUCACAGAGGAAAAGACUUGGUCUGAUAAGACAAAGAGCAGAGGACAAAAGGAAGGAUUUACAUAACUCUUACCGAUAAGUUCAUCAUCAGUCCGCAGAAUAAGUUGGACUUGCACACAGCAACUUUAAUUUCUAAGAAACUGACCUGUAGAGUGCUAUCAGAUGUUCUAGCUGGCGUACACACUUUCAUACAUGCUGUAGGCAUAAACCUUAGUGUCUUUCCUGCAGAGGACAUCCAUUACUGUCCUAAUUCUUAAGGUGGCGGUAAUCUUAUACCAGGUGAGACAAAAGCAUCUUUGGACUAAUAGUGCUUCUAUUUGCUGACUACACAUACAGUAUGCUUUAAUCUAUAUCCACACAAGGAUGGACUGGUUUCCUUUUCAUAUUUAAAUCAUUCAGUCACACACUGUGGAAAAAGAAAUCAUUAGUUCUAUUUGAAUUGUUCUCUUUUCAUGUCGGACAUAAAAAGUAGAGAUAAAUGUGCAGCAACUCAUUUUUUAUUUUCUACAACGCAUUAGCACUUCUGCUUUGCAGGGCAAACUGUUAGGUUCAGUCAGCAUAACACUAAAACUGUCAACUGUGAAGUAUUUAUUUUAAAUGUUUUGGGUUGUAUUGAUUCUUACUAAUGAAGCGAGAUCAUGCGCUUAAGAGUAGCGAGACUUGAGUCCCAGCCAAGGUUGUGUAUAAGGCUGCCCACUUGAUUUAUACUUUAAUUUCAGUUGCUGUCCUUCUGUUUUAACUGUGAUUAGAAUCCAAACCAAAAACUAAUCUAGCCAGCAAAGAUACUAACUGCAGAACAAACUAUCACUGCUUCAGGAAAGAAUGCAGCUUUUGUUGACGUGAAGAAAAAAGAAAUGGGAUACGGCAAAGGACAUGAUGGUCUCGGGUUGUAUGAUUGAGUGUGUCUUUGUUCCUCCAGCACUAAUCAGAAUUCUCAUUGCUGACACAGUUAUCUUUGUCGCCCUGUGUCAUCUCAGUUCUAUAUGGUCAAUCUAUAUGGUGACUAGGUUUCUUUAAAAUAUAAAUUUAGUUAAUUAAUUAGUUAAUAAGUUAGUAAUGUAAAAUUAGCACUAGACUGGCUUUAACAACCAAACUGAAGCCAUGUUUGGUUGUUAAAGCCAGUCUAGGGCUAAUUUUACAUUUUUAAUUAAAGAAAAUGUUGACGUUAACGGUUUGUAUUCCGUCGCUCAGAGACUGUACGACUUAAACGGAGACUGCCAAGACGACUACACUUAAAACAUUCUUAUACUGUACAUUAAGAAUUUAACAGGUCAAGAGGCACAGCCACGUCGUGUCAGACGGUAACAUUUUAUGCUGCUUUCAUCGACACUUUAUAUUCCUUUUAAUUCUCGAUGCUGAGGCUCAUUUAUUUGAAGCAGUGCAGUAGGCGGCCACUACACUUGUCCUACAAUCAAAAGGUUUCUUACCCAGUGGUAACUGUUUACUGUUGAAAUGUAUACCUAAAGCUCUUACUGUAUUUGUAUGUUUUAUGAUAUAUUUUUUAUUAAUUUGUAUAAUUUUUUAACCAGUUAGGCCUGUUGUGUUUGUGUCAAAAAAAAAAAAAAAAAAGAGUCUUCUAUUGUGCAAGACAGAGCAAUGGGAUGUAAAAGUUGUUGAAGCCAAGUGCAAUGUGGGAGGAAAAGAUUGUUUCCCGGAAGUUUGCUGUGAGAAGAAAGGACUACCAAGAGUGCUUAUUUUCUGUUUCCUACUAUGUUAAAUGCUUGAUUAAGUAAAGUUGUGCCACACGUUUAAGGCAGGAGCUUGGUUGAGAAAGUGGGACAAUGUAUGGACAAACCCCCCAACCCCACCCCCAUCCAU
Perca flavescens (yellow perch) is the source of this 4028-nucleotide messenger RNA. RefSeq names its product ankyrin repeat domain 40 (gene ankrd40). The transcript is spliced from 5 exons. Gene Ontology annotation, molecular function: protein binding. The record is from RefSeq and is a predicted model, not a curated record. Bases 504 to 1757 code for a protein of 417 amino acids. Lineage: Eukaryota; Metazoa; Chordata; Actinopteri; Perciformes; Percidae.